AUGUCGGUAUUUCUGAGUCUCAUCUCUCUUUUCUCUCAAGAUACGCUGCUUCCUUCUACCACACAGUCUAACUGAAUCAAAAAAUGACUACUGUCCCGAGGAGUGUACAGUUGUCACUGUUACAAUGAUGUUACCGACAAAAAACAACAUAUUGAUCUGCCUGGCUUUCUGAAACUUGCCGGGGAUGAGAGGUUAUUUCCAGAGAUGUUGCCGAAGCUGCUCACCUCCGUUACUUGGAAACCCACAGAAAAAUAUCCGCGGAAAGUUUUUCUCGUCGGAUGAAAGAAGUCUUGAGACAAAGCGGAGGCCACGGGGCUGUUUUCUCACCAGUUCUGUGAUGAUGGAGGAAGUGGCGCUCUGAGUGACAAAAUGUCUUGGGAGGAGUUCAUCGAGCUCCGCGACCUGAGGACAGGCAGAGAGCAGAUUGAGCUGACCGGCUCACGUUCACCAUGCUCGCCUCCUCGCCUGGAGAGAACCAACGCCCUUAGGAUCAGCCCGGGGAAGGUCCCGGACCUGCUGAGCCGGGCCGGCAUCAUCAGAGUCCUGAGCAGGUCCCAGGACCCCCAGAUCCCAGAGGAGAAGGGAGAGGGCCAUAACUUCCAGCCCUGCAGCCACGCUCAGCCCACAUGGUGCGACCUGUGUGGAGACUUCAUCUGGGGCCUGUACAAGCAGAGCCUGCGGUGUGUCAAUUGUAGAUUCACAUGUCACUACCGCUGUCGUGCACUGAUCCGGUUGGACUGCAGCUGGGACCGAGGCUCUGUGUCUGACCACAUGUGUGUCGUGGAGCACACAAUAGAAACUGACACAAAUGUGGAUGAACAAAUUGAAUGGGGAAAGCAGGAGUUGACACCUGCAGAUAUUCAGCAGAAGGUGAAGGAAUACAACGCCCAAAUCAACAGCAAUCUGUUCAUGAACAUGAACAAGGAUGGCUCCUACACUGGCUUCAUUAAAGUGCAGUUCAAGCUUGCACGACCUGUGUCAGUACCUCCUCCAAAGAAAGGAGGUCAGGAUGUGGGAGGGAGGAAGGCUAGCGGAGUGAAGCGCCGCACUUCCUUCUACCUGCCAAAGGAUGCAUCCAAACACCUGCACAUUAGCUCUCGCACUUCUUCUCGCGAGGUCAUCGAAGCUUUGUUGAAAAAGUUUACCGUGGUGGACAAUCCUGGAAAGUUUGCUCUGUUUGAACGCAGCGAGCGUCAUGAGCAAGUCUAUGUACGCAAGUUGUCUGAUGAUGAACGCCCUCUCCGCCUGCGUCUGGGUGCUGGACCCAAUGAGAAAAUCCUCAGUUUUGUUCUGAAAGAAAAUGAAACUGGAGAGGUCAACUGGCAUGCUUUCUCCAUGCCGGAGUUGAAGAACUUCAUGCGUAUCCUGCAACGUGAGGAGGAGGAACACGUGAAGCAGAUAGUGCAGCGGUAUGCUCUGGCCCGCAUUAAGAUGAAGGAGGCUCUGGCUGGCUCGACCCCCGGCUGAGACAACUCUGAGAUGGGGGUCCAAAUGUGCACCUAUUGGCUGGAAAAUCACAUGACGAUGACCAGUCAGCGCUGCAUCCAAAGAUCCCGAGGAACAAAACUCAAAACACCUCUUCGGUGAACGAGAGAGUGAGACAGGGCGCGAGACAAUGAGAGCGAGAGAGCUAGCACGUGUGCGUGUGAGAUAAUGCGAGAGAAGUGCCUUACACCUGGAGCGUCUGAUGUGCCUGAGAGAAUGAGUUGAGAGGAGUGAAGAGAGGCAGAUGAGACUGUGGUUGUAUUCAGUAAUAUCUUUUUGUUAUUGGGUACCAAUCUGAUUAUCCGGUUUACCUCAGCGUUUUCUUUUUAGUUUUCCAAGAAGAAAAAAGUAUCCAAUCAUGACAUUACUGCCGAAUUUUAGAUGAAGUCAAUCUGUUUUUUAAAACCCACCAUGACAACCUUACAUUAACAUCAAUCCUGUUAGAGUUAAAUACAUUUUUUGUCGCUGAAUGGUAUAAGGAUUUUAUUUUGACCCAGCCUCAGAAAUCUGCCACAUCCUCUUCGACACCCCUGAUGGGUGCAACUCUUUUUUUUUUUUUGUCAAGUUGUGAGCUUGACUGAUGAAUGGACAUUUGUAUGAGACUAUGAAUGUCAGAGAGAAGUGUCAAAGUCACUCUGGUUGACUGGAAUUUUGAAUGAAUCUAAGUAUACAUGUCUUUCAGUAGAAACUCAUUCCUUUAUCUGUGUUUUAUUCUGUCCCUUAAAAGAAGAAAAUGUUCUACUUCUUGUUUGUCUUUUCACUUUGAAUGUAUGCGUCUAUGCACAAACUUAAAUGUUGUAGCAGCCUUAAAAAUGUUGUCACAUUUGUACAAUGUUUCCAGUAAACUUUCCAAUGUA
Messenger RNA from Labrus mixtus (cuckoo wrasse), 2342 nucleotides. RefSeq names its product ras association domain-containing protein 1-like. The record is from RefSeq and is a predicted model, not a curated record. Gene Ontology annotation, biological process: Ras protein signal transduction. Lineage: Eukaryota; Metazoa; Chordata; Actinopteri; Labriformes; Labridae. Bases 370 to 1467 code for a protein of 365 amino acids. The transcript is spliced from 7 exons. Gene Ontology annotation, cellular component: microtubule cytoskeleton; nucleus.